This is a messenger RNA of Vespa mandarinia (Asian giant hornet), 5554 nucleotides long. Its product is annotated as lysine-specific demethylase 4C. The record is from RefSeq and is a predicted model, not a curated record. Lineage: Eukaryota; Metazoa; Arthropoda; Insecta; Hymenoptera; Vespidae. Gene Ontology annotation, molecular function: histone H3K9 demethylase activity; histone H3K36 demethylase activity. Gene Ontology annotation, biological process: chromatin remodeling; regulation of gene expression. Gene Ontology annotation, cellular component: chromatin; nucleus.
AAUUUAUUAAUAAUAUUAAUUAGUGUUUUUAAGAAAAAUUGUAAGAAUUGUUAAAAAAUUUCUCAACGAACAUAAUGAGCGCCUGCUAUAAACCAUUAUCACUGAGCAAAUAAUUCUUUGUAUGCAAUAUAUAUAUUAUUUUAUUGAAGGAAAAGUGCGUGCGUGACUAAAUGAACAUUUUUAAAUUUGCCGCCCGUCGUGCAUGCGCAUUUCUAAUGUCUAGCAACAUCGCUCACUUCACGAUGCAUCAUGUCGCGAUGCAAUGCCACCUUUAUUGCCAUCUACGACGCCGUCAGGUACAGCGAUUUAAAAAUUAAAGAACAAUGGUCAACAACGCAUCGCGGGGUGUACCCCGUAUUCAAGUUUUUAGACCCACUUAUGAGGAAUUCAAAGAUUUUACAAAGUAUAUAGAGUAUAUGGAAAGCAAAGGAGCUCAUAAAGCUGGAUUGGCUAAAGUUAUUCCACCUCCUGAAUGGAUACCAAGAAAAAGUGGUUACGACCUGAAUACCUUAGAUCUUACGAUUCCUGCACCUAUAUGCCAAGUUGUUACUGGAAAGCAAGGUCUUUAUCAACAAAUUAAUAUCCAAAAAAAGUCAAUGACGGUCAAAGAAUAUAGCAAGUUAGCUAACUCUGAUCGUUAUAAUACGCCUCGACAUUUUGAUUAUGAAGAUUUAGAGAGGAAAUAUUGGAAAAAUAUAACAUACGUAGCUCCCAUAUAUGGAGCAGAUGUAUCUGGUUCGUUAACUGAUCCAGAUGUAAAAGAAUGGAAUAUCAAUCAUUUAGGGACGAUAUUGGAUUACGUAAAUAAAGAUUAUGGUAUAUCUAUAGAUGGCGUUAAUACGGCGUAUCUAUACUUUGGAAUGUGGAAAACUACAUUCGCAUGGCAUACGGAAGAUAUGGAUCUUUAUUCGAUUAAUUAUCUGCAUUUUGGUGCACCAAAAACUUGGUACGCUAUACCACCGGAGCAUGGCCGCAGACUAGAGAGAUUAGCCAGUGGUUUCUUUCCAUCUAGUUAUCAAAGCUGUCAAGCCUUUUUACGUCAUAAAAUGUCAUUAAUAUCUCCACAAAUAUUAAGACAAUAUUCUAUUCCGUGUAAUAAGAUAACGCAAGAAGCAGGCGAAAUAAUGAUAACAUUUCCUUAUGGAUAUCAUGCUGGUUUUAAUCAUGGUUUCAAUUGUGCAGAGUCAACAAACUUUGCUGCACCCAGAUGGGUAGAAUAUGGCAAACGAGCUACUCAAUGCACAUGCAGUAAAGAUAUGGUUAAAAUAUCAAUGGAUACAUUUGUCAAGCGCUUUCAACCGGAAAGAUACGAAUUGUGGCUUCGCGGUGAAGACAUUGGUCCUCAUCCAGAGGAUCCUAGACAAACGGCAGCGCCUAUGCCCUCUCAGAUGGAUUUAUUGUGUAGUAACAGCAGUAAUGGACAGUUACCACAAAGUUAUUUAAAUGCUGCUCCUAAAAAUAAGAGACAUACCAUUCAUAAGAAGAAAAAUAUAAUUGGCACCAAUCCUGACGUUGAUAUGGCCGAAUUAGUUAAUCGUUCAGACAUUCCGGCGGAUUUAAAGAAAGCUUUACAAGAUCUCGAAUUUGAGGAUGGUGACGAUCAACCAGACGAACAACAAUUGGAAGUAUUGGAAGACAUUUGGCUUAAGGCAGGUGAAAUGGAUGUCAAUGAAGCAACUGUCUAUGAUGAUGGCUAUAAUCGUAAAAAAGGUAGAAAAAGAAAGAAGAAGCAAAGUGGUAACGAAAAAGAGAAAAAGGAUCAGAAGACAAAGAAAAAUUCUGGCAAAUUGAUUAGUCCAAAAAGCACAGACGAUAUGCUUUUGAUUAGAUCAGAAUCAGAAUUGAUUUCUGCAGGUUCUAAUCAAGAAUCAAUUGAUCAACAGAAUUUAUUAAAUCAAGACAAUUUACUUCAAACCAAUAUUAAUGUCGCAUCAGAAAGUAAUAGUAAUACAUUGAUCUCUCAAUUGUCAAGCGAUGGAUCUAAUUUAUUGGAAACUACUAAUAAAUCGUCUCCUAAGAAAAGGAAAAAACAUUCUAAGACUCCAGAACAUAAGAUAAAGCAGAAAAAUACUUCUAAAAGUAAGCGUAAACAUACAAACAUACCUUUGUUUGUUCCUAAUGAGCCGUUAGAUGUUUCUGAUGCUGAUGUACAACGCAAGCUAAUAGCAAUGCCAAGUCUUAGCCCUCAUAAAGCAUCUACUAUGAAAGAUAUUUCUAAUAAUCAAAGGAAAAUUAACCUAUUACCAGGAAAUAUUAUUUCUGUUGGAAAUGAAUUUAGUAUGACCACCAUGAAGGAUAAAACAGUAGUAAAUAUUACCAAUAGUGGACAGAUAAUACAUUCUUCUUACGAAGACGAAAAGCAAAUUGAUAGUCCUAUAAACAUUGAUAUGCAAGAGAAACAAUGCUCUCUCAUAAAGAAUACCAAAAAGGCAAAUACAAAGCUUAUUUAUAAAUCAACAUUCCCUAAUAUAAACAUAUUAAAAAAUAUUGCUGUACAAAAUAAACAAAAUGAUGAAAGUGCAGGUAUAAAACUUUUAAAUGAGGAUUCAAAAUUAUAUACUCAAGAUACCAAGAUGAUCAGUGGUACGUCUUACAAAAGUGUUGGAAUGGUACAAACAGAAAGAUGUAUUACAAAUUACACAAGGAAGGAUAUAAUAAAGGCACCUAGACUGAUGCAUUUAGAUCUGUCCAAUACCAAAGUAAUAUCAAAAGUAGAAAUCGAUGAUACCGUUAAAGUCGAGAAAGGGCUACAUGUUGCUCCUAAUUUGGUAAUGUUAUCCAAAGAUGAUGUCCAAGAUACAAAGCAAGAUACGAAGCGCAUUAUGUUUUUGCCAAAUACAUCAUUUAACACUGAUCCACCAAUAUUACAAAGUGAAGUUAUUGACAAAGAGACAGUGAUACAAAAUCCUUCAUCGACAUUUACUAUUCAAACUCAAGGUAAUACAGGUAUGUGUAAUUAUUUUCCAAAAAGUACAAUUUUAUCACAAUCACUUUGUAAAAGUAAUAUCAGCGGAAAGAAAGGUGUAGAAUUUAAAUCAAUUAAUGAUUCAAAUAAUAAAGAGAUGACAAAAAAUUUCUGGAAAAUUCCAUAUAAUAACAGUAUUUUCUUAUCAAAUGACGAGUGUAAUAGACCAUUUAAAUUAUCUAUAGCAAAUACAAAAGGAGGAGGUGGCAUAUUGAAUACUUGUACAAAUAUUCAAAUAGGUCCCGCAACAACUGCAACCUUUACAACUAAGCUAAAAAAAUUAUCAGACUCAAAUACAGUCUUACUAGCUGCACCUCCUCCUAAUCCAUUGACCUCACAAUGCUCGAAGAUUACUCUAAGUUCUCCGAUUCAAUUGAGCACAAUGGAACCAAGUAAAUCCACCUUACAUAGUAAUGAUAAUUCAUCAACAAAUUUUGCACCUUUAACGAGAAUUUUACCAUCGUCGGAACAAAUAGUUUCAAAAAAUUCUUUAAUCAUCCGAAAAAUUGAUAAAGAUCAAGAAACUUGCAGAAAAUCAAUAAAACGUACAAGUGCAAAGUCAUUGCUUAAUUGUACAGCAAAAAAGAUUGACGUAUCACCUGAUUUAGAUACAAAACAAGCUAGUACAAGUGUAUUGGUUGAGAAGGUCGAAGGUAAUACGCCAUAUAGUUUAAAUUAUCAUUUUAACAAUUUACAAAAUCAGCAGAGAGCUAUUAUGACACCUUUGAUAAAGCAAGAGGACAAAUACUUUAAUGUGUCUAAAUCUCAACGGCAAAGUAUAGAAACAAAUUCUAACAAUAAAUACUUGAAAAUGCCAGAAUUAAAACCUAUUAAGUCACCCGUAGCCAGAAGGAAAUCCAAAGAGAAGCUUAAAAAAGCUACAACAAGGAAAAAACAGCUUCUCCAAUCGACAAUUAUAUCGGAAGAAAAAAGUUCUUCCAGUUCACAUCCGGCUUUAACUAUACCUGGUCAUAUUUCUGAUAUGUUAAAUCCAAAUAUUCCAAGCAAUGACCUAAUGAAAGCCUUCAAUGAUUAUUGGAGUGCUCAAAUUUCACAUUGUGCAAUUUGUGCAACUUUUGCUUCCACUCGUUGUGGAAAUAGUCAGUUAAUGCCACCUGAUUGGAAAUAUUGUAAACCCACUAUUCUACCUGAAAGUUCUCCAAUAUGGGUAUCAGCAACACUUUUUGCUGUAAAUUCAAAGGAACAAGCUAUUGAAUCGGAAAAUGACAAACUAUUGAGAUGUCGUGAAUGUCAUGUAACAGUUCAUGCUUCCUGUUAUGGAAUUACUAUCUUGCCCACUGAUGCAUCAAAUUGGGCAUGCGAUAAAUGUAAGGCUGGUAAAACUGACGUGAUGUGCUGUUUAUGCCCUAUGCGUGGAGGUGCUGUAAAACGUACGAGCGAUGGCGGUUGGGCACACAUUUUGUGUGCUCUGAUAUUACCAGGUGUAACGUUUAAAGAUGCUAUUAAUAAAGAUCCUAUUAAUGUAUUGACAAUUAGAACAGAUAUCUUAAAACAACAAUGUUGUUAUUGCGGGCACAGCGAUGGCGCUUGCCUCAGUUGUUCCCAAUGUAAUAAUUUGUUUCACCCUUCGUGUGGACUUGUGGCAGGUGCUACUUUUGUAAUACCAGUAUACAAUAGUCAAGAACUGCAGGUGACUUGCCAUGGCCAUGACGAAGGUAAGGAAAAAAUUCUUGUCAUUCGUCAGGGCGAAACAGUAUGGGCGAAACAUCGGAAUUCAAGAUAUUAUAAAGCAAAAGUAGAGUCUAUAAAAGAUACACUUUUCUAUAUGGUCACUUUCAGUGACAACAGUUUUAGCGAUGAUUUAUAUCCUUUGGAUAUAAUUAAUUAUGAUCCUGGAAAACCGCCUCAGAUUGGUGCGGCUGUUACUGUUAAUUGGACAGACGGUGAAGUGUACGAUGGUACUUUUGAGGGCACUAAUCAUCAAAUUAUGUAUACCGUAAUUUUUGAAGAUGGUUCUCAACUUGCCUUAAAACGUAAUGAUAUAUAUAGUUUACAAGAAGAUAUGCCAAAAAGGGUACGCUCACGUUUGUCCGUUGCCACAGAAAUGAAGCACAGGUAUCAUCUUUACGGCAUAGAGGAUGAGUCAAACGCGCAAAGGCACGCGAAACAAGUGAAAAAUUGUGAUUAAGGCACCAAUGUGUAUACUACCAUAAUGUAAAUAACCGAUAGAUACAAUAAUGUUUCAUCUCGUUUCUGUAAAUAUUAAAUUAAAAUAGUAUCUGUAUGAUUCAGGAUCCGUUCCAGAUCCCGGGGCAAUCUCAUAAUUGUCAUAUAAUCUGAUUAUAGGGAAAUUAUCUCCAUUAUUUAAGAAAAAUUAUAAGAACACAGUUUUAUACCGAAAAAAGGGAAAAGUUGAUACAAAAUUUAUAUUAACAUUUACAAUAAAAUGCGAUCUCUCACUAAGGUGCAUGUUACGAUGGCAAUGAUGAAUAUUUAGAUUUUCCUUUUUAUUAUUCGUAUUUUAUACUUUGACAAAUUAUUAGAAUUGAUUUAAGAAUUGUUUGUGAAAAUGAGAAAGAAAGCCCCAAGAGUUUAUGGAUGAUCGGUGUGUGGAAGCGUGUGCACUUG